This is a messenger RNA of Pseudopipra pipra, 810 nucleotides long. Its product is annotated as microphthalmia-associated transcription factor-like. NCBI's taxonomy places the organism in Eukaryota, Metazoa, Chordata, Aves, Passeriformes, Pipridae. The transcript is spliced from 3 exons. Gene Ontology annotation, biological process: regulation of transcription by RNA polymerase II; melanocyte differentiation. Gene Ontology annotation, cellular component: nucleus. Gene Ontology annotation, molecular function: RNA polymerase II cis-regulatory region sequence-specific DNA binding; protein dimerization activity; DNA-binding transcription factor activity, RNA polymerase II-specific. The record is from RefSeq and is a predicted model, not a curated record. The coding region runs from base 1 to 810 and encodes 269 amino acids.
AUGUUCACCAAACCAACGCAGCUCAGCCCUGAGACAACGAACAAAAUAGCCGUCGAACCUGUCAGGGUUAACAACAGAUCCAGAUCUGAGAACUUUAUCAACCCCUCGUUAGAAAUGACAAAUACGUUGCCUGUGUCUAGUGAUUUGAUUGACCUUCAUGACAAUCAAAGCUUGCCUCCUCCAGAACUAAACAUCAGCAACUCAUGUCCAGCUAAUCUUCCAAAUGUAAAAAGAGAACUCACAGACUCAGAAGCAAGAGCAUUGAUUAAAGAGAGACAAAAGAAAGACAACCACAACUUGAAUGAACGAAGAAGAUUUAAUAUUAACAAUCAUUUAAAAGAACUGAACACUUCGAUACCCAAAUCAAAUGACCCAAAUAUACGCUGGGAUAAGACAACGAUCCUAAAAACCUCAGUGGAUUACAUCCGUAAACUGCAAAGAGACCUGCAAUGCACAAAAGAGCUAGAAAACAACCUGAAGAAGCUAGAACAUGCCAACAACCACUUGCUGCUCAGAAUACAGAGACUUGAGAUGCUAGCUCAAGCAUAUAGACUGUUCCUUACUCCAUCUACAAACCUUUACUCCCCUGAUAUGAUCAACACAGUCAUCAAACAAGAGCCUGUACUGGACAACUACACCCAAAACAUGAUGCCACACCACACAAAUCUGUCCUGCACCACCACCCUCAACCUCACUGACAGCACCGUCACCUUCAGUGACAACCUCGGGAAUGUAACUGAACCAACUGGCACUUACAGUGUUCCUGUGAAAAUGAGAUCCAGACUGGAAGAUAUCUUACUGAACGAUUAA